This is a messenger RNA of Sphaeramia orbicularis (orbiculate cardinalfish), 2364 nucleotides long. RefSeq names its product profilin-2-like. The record is from RefSeq and is a predicted model, not a curated record. Gene Ontology annotation, cellular component: cytoplasm. Lineage: Eukaryota; Metazoa; Chordata; Actinopteri; Kurtiformes; Apogonidae. The transcript is spliced from 3 exons. The coding region runs from base 192 to 611 and encodes 139 amino acids. Gene Ontology annotation, biological process: positive regulation of actin filament bundle assembly; actin cytoskeleton organization; regulation of actin filament polymerization. Gene Ontology annotation, molecular function: actin binding.
CCUGUCCGAUUGCAGCGGCUUCCCUUCGUUACUCAGACCAGAAGAAAGCCGGGACGUGACGGAACAGGGGGGGUUUGCUCGCUGGAGGCCCAUUAAACACCGAUAAACACAGCUUCCUCGUCGCUUAAGACACGUCUGUGACCUACCUGAACCCAUCGCACUUGUUUCAUCUUAGAACUAAUAUCACUAACAUGUCCUGGCAAAGCUACGUGGACAACCUGAUGGCUGACGGCAGCUGCCAGGACGCGGCCAUUGUUGGCUACACGGACGCCAAGUACGUCUGGGCAUCGUUCGCCGGUGGUACUUUUGCCAAUUUGACGCCUGAAGAAAUCGAUGUGUUAAUAGGAAAGGACCGAGAGGGCUUCUUCACCUGUGGGCUGACCUUAGGCAAUAAAAAGUGCUCUGUUAUCAGAGACAGCCUCCAAAUUGAAGGUGACUGGACAAUGGACAUCCGGACAAAGAGUCAAGGAGGAGAGCCAACAUACAAUGUAUCUGUAGGCAGAGCUGGAAAAGCGUUGGUUUUUGUCAUGGGGAAGGAAGGUGUCCAUGGAGGACAGCUCAACAAGAAAGCAUUUCAGAUGGCCGAUUACCUGAGGAAGUCUGGAUACUAAAGCCUGUUGUGGCCACCUAGCGGCUCACCCUUACCACCCUGUCGCAUUUCACACCACUUCCACUUAGUCAUUUUCUUUUCUUUUUUUCUGCCUUUUCUCUCUCUACCUUUUUUCUCUCCCCUGUUCCCCUAACCUGCCCCCCCCUUCCCCUUUUCCACAAUCCACUCGCGCUGUGAUCUCUUAUCCCCCCUUUAAGCACUAUAAGUUGAUGCAUAGUAAAGGUGAGCAUGAUGCUAACAGGAUAUCAUAACAAAUCUGUACUAAACCAGAGAAAUUGUGGCCAUAAAAGGAAAAUGAAGACUGACAUCCAAUUGAAGUGUGCAUUUCUUCCAGUCAUGGUGCCCAUUACUUAUUAGUCCUCGACCCCCACCCGUCUAAAACACUCCCUCCUUGUGCAGUCGAUGCCUUUGGAGCACUUGAGUGGUAACGAGCUCAUCAUGUCUUCCUAUUUUUGUCUUUUGGGGGGGAGGGGGGUGUACAUGCAUAUCUGGGUCCAGUUAGUUUCCCUCCUCUACUCCUGUCUGCCAAAUCGUCUUUUCCUCCCCUCUCUACUUCCUGUUUGCUUUCGACACUACACAGGAAACACUACACACGCCUCCUGACCUGUCCUUCCACAUCCUCCUCUCUGUCCUCAAAGCGUUGUCUAAAUGGGAUGGUGUGUGUGUGGGAGACGCUGGGAUCAACUCUGUUAAACGAUUACAAACCCGAUGGUCCGGACGCCGGUGGCUCCUCCCACCGCCCCGCCAUGCCACCAUCACAGCGUCUGCAGCGACACAAGCCCAUGGACAUUCCACAGUAACUCUGGCUCAGGCACUUCCUCCUGUUCGGUUUCAGCUCCUGUUCAUGUAUUUUCCUUGUAUUGUUUUUUUAAAAGGCUGCCAUUUUUUUGGACAGUAGACAUCCCAGCAUAUAACCAUCUGGAGCUCGUCCAGUUAGAAUUUCUACUUUUGUUUUUAGAGGACCAAGUGUAGUUGAAGCUCGGGCGUUUCUAAUCAUAUGAAGGAUGACAGCUUUUUUUUUUUUUUUUUUAGUUUUGAACACUAAUCCGACUGUAAAGCUAAGGUUAAAAUACCCAUGACGCUCCAGGGGAGGUAAGGGUGGAAGCACCGGAAGGAAACUCAAGUCACUACUUUUUAUUUCUGUCAUGUUUAGACAAAACCCAUGCAUUUGUCCAAACCCAUGCUGUGUUGACAACUGUAAAACUGUGGAAUAAAUGGCCUUCUACUCUUCUAGUCAGCUGACCUGGGAUAUUGCACGGUCUGCCCAUGCUCAGUACUGCUAACUGUAACGUCCAACUAAAACACUUCUAAAAGAGCAAGAGAUGACACUCAAUGGGCGAUGGGUCGGUUGGAACCAUGACACUUCUGGUUGUCUUUGUUGAAUUGUAAUUGCAGAACCUGUGUAUCCUGUGCCAUAAACGUAGAGAUCUGUUGCUGUUGUCAGACUGGUUUCGCCCACUUUCACCACUUCAUUUCAUUGGCACUUUUCAUUUGUACUUUUUUUUUUUUUUUUUUUUUUUGAACGCUUCAUCUCCACUCUUAGGCAUUGUGGGAUAUGUGUACUCAAACAGUUUGAAGUCCUGUUUGCUCAUUUAUGUUCGUUUCUUUUCCUCACUACUUUUUUUUUUCUUACAUCUGGGAUACAGUCUCUUUAAUGCAUCUGAUUUCAUAUGCAUAAAACUGAGAAAUGCCAUAAAUUGAUUUAUCACCUUGUUUACAGACAGAUCAAAUAAAUUUAUUCCAACCAGAUUAAA